Molecule: messenger RNA, 800 nt
Organism: Solea senegalensis (Senegalese sole)
Lineage: Eukaryota; Metazoa; Chordata; Actinopteri; Pleuronectiformes; Soleidae
Product: multiple epidermal growth factor-like domains protein 11
Exons: 6
Coding region: 201-800 (199 amino acids)
Cellular component (GO): membrane
Molecular function (GO): protein binding
Source: RefSeq, a predicted model, not a curated record
CUCUCUCUCUCUCUCUCGCUCCAAACAUUUCUGUUUGUGCCUCCUGAGGACUGUUUUAAAGACUUUGACUCCUUCACACAGACGUACUAUUUUUUGUUUUUUUGUUUUUUUAUUUUUGAAUAAUCUCUUCCAUGGAGGUCGGAGUCUAACUGCAGUAUCAGAGUGACACACAGCGCGAGACGCUUCUGCCGUGAAGGACCAUGCCGACCAUGCGCAGUGUCAUCGUCCUCCAGAUUCUGAGCGUGCUGAUCGGUCUGAGCUGCUCCCUGAAUCCAAGAGACCCAAACGUGUGCAUCCUCUGGGAGAGCUUCACCACUUCAGUCAAAGAGUCCUAUCAGCAUCCUUACGACCAGGUGACAGAUGAGCCCUGCGCUGACCCUCGGACCUCCUACAGAUGUCUGCACCACAGGAUCACGUACAAGACGGCCUACAGGCAGGCGGUAAAGACGGACUAUCGCAAGAGGUACCAGUGCUGUCCAGGGUUCUACGAGAGCAGAGACAAAUGUGUCCCUCGCUGCACCAAAGAGUGCGUCCACGGCCGGUGUGUCGCUCCAGACCGCUGCCAGUGUGAGGGAGGCUGGCGAGGAGACGACUGCUCCAGCGGUAUGACGUUUCCUCUCCCACACUCACGCCACUCUGUCUGCUCCUCACUCUCUCUCACACAAACACAGCUCACAUUCACUAAAAAGAAGCAAGAGGAAGAGCAAGACGAGGAGGUGGAGGAGGAGGAGGAGGAGGAGAGAAACAAACAGCGACACGAAAUGAAACAGUUCUCUUCUUCCUCUCGUGACUGCACAUGA